AGAAAUUGUCAUAUCAACAAGUGCAGGGCUCAUUUAAAAUAUGACAGUAACUAUAAAUGUUGAUUAGCACACCUCUCUCUGGCUUGGCGGCGCGGGGACAGGACGCUGCGCACUAGUGAAACGGUGAAAGGUUUGCAAUGCUUUGCGAUCAGCGCUGCUACCUCGUAACUAGCCUUUGUAGCAUUCUCGUUUGACUCUCGAGCUUUUGUAAAAUAUUGCUGCUGUGAGAUUAAGCUAGCUUCAAGGUGUUUCAGUUUCUCGCUGCGUUCAUUACCUGUGAUCUUGUCAUGUGCCUCAGCAUGUUUAGUUUGAUAAUGUCGCUUCACAUUGAACUCUUUAAAAACAGCCACUGUCUCUUUACAAAUGAGGCAAACACAGUUGUUAUGUAUUUCAAUGAAGAAAUAGUCCAAUUUCCACCCAUCCUUGAACCGUCGGCCCUCGCAGUCAACUUUCCUCCUUUUGCUAAUUGCCGCCAUUUUAGAAAAUUGGGGGGGCUCACAUACUAAUUUGCUGUUCCUAUUUGAGCCUCUAGAUGUCAGCACUUAGAACACGCAAGUAAUGUAUUACACGCGGCCAGGCGUUAUUGAUUCUAUGACGGAGGCUGCGGGCCGGAUGAAAAUUGACCACGGGCCGCAUUUGGCCCCCGGGCCGGACUUUGGACAUGUCUGAAUUAAGUCAACCGUUAGGACCAGUUCAUCAUUCUAACUGGCUAAACUGGUUCUGGCUGGAGAGCCCAGAGGUAAAUCUUCAGUUAAUACCAAUAAUACUGUUUGUUGCUUUAAAUAAUGCUUGCUCAAAUAUGUUAAUUUAAUACACUAAAUUAAACUUUAUUAUGUCUGUACAGUAGCUAAUGUAGUAAGUAAUAAGUAAAUGGUAUAAAGUGAUACCUGUUGGAGUAAGAAGAUACUGAAGACAUCAAAUAAUAUUAUGCAGCAAAUGAAACAUCUAAAGCAUUUUACGGUAAUUAACUGAUGGAGGAUAAGUUCAAGAAAAAGACAGAAGAAAGAAACCAUGAAAUCGGCUGAAAAAUGGAGUGGUUUUGUGUCUUAUUUUGAAAUCAAACCGGAAGUGAUUUUGUGUGUCUGUGACUUUGUUUUUGCUCCGGUCAGUUCGCGUCUCGGUUCUCUGGGUCAGCAGCUCCGGGAACGGUUCGGUAGCGGUUGACUCAGCUCCAGUAUCUCUUCCAUGGAGGAGCCGUGAGGUUCGGACCGGACCGGAGCAGAACUUUCUGUGGGUGAGACAACACAGCGUGAUGCUGUGUUGUCUCACAGCAUCACAGAUGGAGGAGGCGGAGCCUAGCCGCUAUGUGACCCAGCUGAGGGCGGAGUUUGACGGCUGCGAUUCGACGGCGACGGGCUUCCUGGACCGGGAGGAGCUGACCGAGCUGAGCAGGAAGCUGCAGCUGGACGCACACCUGCCGCUGCUGUUGGACACGCUGCUGGGAGAGCGGCACCACGGCAGGGUGAACUUUGAGGAAUUUAAGAAUGGCUUGGUGGUGGUUCUGUCCCACUCUCUGGACUUCAGCACCUCAGAGGACGACAGCAGCUACCUGGAGUCAGCCGUCCCGCAGGAGGUAAAGCCAAAGUUUGUGAAGGGAGCAAAGCGUUAUGGCCGCCGCUCUCGACCCGAAACCCAGUCCAGUACCAGCCUGGACUCGACCCCAACCAGAACCAAACCCGUGGACCUGAACCUGGACUCGUCUCCGCCCGGCGUCCGCAGGGCCAAACUGAGACGGUCCACGUCUUUGGAGAGCGUGGAGAGCCUGAAAUCUGAUGAAGAGACAGGAAGCAGCAGGGUGGACCAGCAGCUCUUUCACAAUAAAGCAGAUCAGCAGCAGGACGUAGGAGGAAGAGCAGCAGGAUGUGAUGUGGCUGCAGUGUGUGAUCACCUGGAACUGCAGGACGCUCUGCUCCAGAGAUUAGAUGCUAACCUGGAUGCUAACCAGGAUGGACGGGUUACCAUCAGGAAGGUUCUGUGGAGCUCCGCCCCCACACUAAGCUCCACCCCUAUCCGGUCAGCUGACCUGCAGAGGGCGCCACUCUGGAACCAGCAGCUGGUACCGGACGGCCCGGUCCGCUCCCUGCUGACAGCCACUGUGGGCCCCAGGGUUCUGACCCGGCUGGACGACGCGGGUGGCACCAGCCCAGAGCGCGUGGCGGCACUGUGGGCCGAGGCGGGCAUCAGGAACAGCCACCAGAUCCUGCAGAGCCUGGACUCCCUGGAGGAGCGGCUCAGCCUAUCGGACCUGACCCUGGUUCUGGACAACGAGCUGCUGCUGAGCUCUAACUCUGUCCACCAGGCGGCGCUCAUCUCCUACAGGACUGAGAUCCAGCACCUGCAGGAGGCGUUGGAGCAGGCCAGCAGGGAGCGGGACAAGUUGAGGUCCGAUCUGGACCGGGCCGACCAGCAGAACCUGCAGCUUGUCCGGGAGGCGGACGACCGGCACGCCAGCAUGGAGGCGCUCAACCAGAACCGGAUCAGGGAUCUGGAGUCGGACUUCAGGCGCCGAGCUGCGGCGCUGCGGCUGCAAGCGGAGCAGGAGAGCGAGGCGCUGCUGCAGCAGGGCGAGCGAGAGCGCAGCGCGCUGCUGCAGGAGCUGCAGCUGCUGCGGGCCAAGGAGGCGGAGCUUCAGGAGGAGCUGGAUGCCGUCGCACAGGAGAAGCAGCGCCAGCAGCAGGACCUCUGCGCCUUGCAGUCGGCGCUGAGGGAAGCAGAUGGUUCUGUUCAGAGGUUGCAGAUGGAUCUGGACCAGUUGCUGCUACACAAGCUCGGUGGUUUGGACCCGGCCGGCGCCGGCCUGAGCCAUGAGGAACGGUUCUGUGAGCUGCUCAGAGAGUCCCAGCGCCAGUGCAGGGAGCUGCAGGACAGAAACGACGAGCUGAGCUCAGAGCUGCUGGAGGCCCGGAGGAGCAGCAGAAGGUCCUCCAGGCCACCAGGGGGCGCCGGCAGCCAGCGCGACGCAGCAGGCGACCCGGACAUGAGGAGCAUCCAGUCGGAGCUGGCGCUGCAGCAGCUGAAGGAGAGCCACCAGGAGGAGCUGCAGCAGCUGCACAUCCAGCUGGAGACCCAGAUGAACUACUACGAGCGGCAGCUGGACAUGAUGAAGCAGAACAUGGAGGUGGAAAGGAAGGACAUCUGCCAGGCCUUCAAGGUGGAGAUCAGUGAGCUGGAGGAGCAGAAGGUCCAGGUGGAGCAGCAGCUGAAGGAGGCGCUGACCCGCCUCCAGAACCAGCAGGGGGCGGGGCUUACCGCUGAGGAGCAGCGCAGGGUGCAGCGAGAGCGGGCCGAGCUGGAGCAGAACUACGCCAGAGAGAUCAGCAACCUGGUGCAGAAGCUGAGCGCCGAGAAGGAGCAGCUGGAGGCGGAGCUUAAGCUGCACGCACAGCAGGAAGUGAUGCGCAUCAGGGCACAGCUGGAGGCGGUCCGGUCGGAGAAUGCGGCUCUGCAGGAGAGGCUGAAGGUUCUGCAGCAGACGGUCCAGAACCUGGAGGAUGAGUCUGAGAAGAGGAGGAGGAGGCAGCAAGAGGUGGAGGAGGAGCAGGAGAGGAGCAGAGAGGAGGAGGAGCGGCUCCACAGAGAGAACUCCCGGUACCGUGAGGAGGUUCUGGACCUGAGUGGCAGGAACCUGCAGCUCAGCAGUGACAACAGCAACCUUAGCAACCGUCUCCAUAGCGAGCAGGAGACGGUGCUGAUGCUGCGGGAGCGCCUAGCAACCGUUACCAAGGAACAGGAAGAGGAGGGGGCUGCUGUGAGGCAGCUGGAGGCGGACCUCAGCAAUGUGAAGGCGGAGCAGCGGGUGAGGGCGGAGCUACAGAAGGUGGAGGAGGAGAGGGAGGAUCUGCAGAAAGACCAGCAGCAGCAGAAAUGCAACGUAAGAUAUGCACUGCAGCUUCUUGUCCUGCAGGUGGAGCAGGUGCAGCAGCAGGUGCAGCAGCAGGUGCAGCAGCAUGUCGCCGCCCUGCAGGCUGAGAUGGAGCUGCUGCGCUGCCAGCUGCUGGCCGCCACGCAGGAGAAGCGGGGCUGUGCCCAGGAAGUGUCGGAACUCCACAGGAAGCUGAGGGAAGCACUCAGUAAGGUGGAGGAGCAACAGGCUGAGGCCCAGAGGUUGAUGGAGGAGAAAGCAGAGCUGCAGCAGAACCUGCACACCCACAAACUGACAGUCCGGAACCAGGAGCUGCAGCACCAGCAGAACCUGAAGUCCAGACUGGACCAGGCGGAGACGGCGCGGACACAGGCAGAGGAGCAGGCGCAGCGGGUGGAUGCGGAAUUAGGCGUGGCAAAGGCGCAGCAGCUGCGGCGGCUGCAGGAGCAUGCGGGCAGCAGGCAGCUGCUUGAGCAGCUGCAGGCGGAGCUGCAGGCAGAGCGGGGACGGAGCCAGCAGCGACAGGCGCAGCUGGAGCUGCAGCUGAAGCAGAGCAGAUCCCAGGCCAGUCUGAAGCAGGAACAGUUCGACAAAACGGCGGCGGCGCUGCAGCAGCGGGCCUCGGGGCUGGAAGCGCAGGUCAAGGUGCUGCGCGGCGUGCUGCAGGACAACGUGCAGCAGCUGAAGGAGCAGAUGGAGCGGAGCAACAAGAUGAGCGGCGCGCUGAAGGAGCUGCACCUGCAGAAUGCGCAGCUGCUGGCGGCGCUGCAGGUUACAGAGCUGCGGCAGAAACAGGCAGAGAAGAAGAAAGAUCAGCUGGAGGACAAGGUCACAGCACUGGUGCUACUGAGGGAGGUGGUGGCCGCCGCCAUGACCUCCAGCUGACCUGUAGCUGGGAGCCGACGACCUUCAGCAAGGAGGCAUCCAAUCAGAGCUCAUCUCCUGGCGU
Messenger RNA from Poeciliopsis prolifica (blackstripe livebearer), 4811 nucleotides. RefSeq names its product ninein-like protein. The record is from RefSeq and is a predicted model, not a curated record. Gene Ontology annotation, cellular component: centrosome. NCBI's taxonomy places the organism in Eukaryota, Metazoa, Chordata, Actinopteri, Cyprinodontiformes, Poeciliidae. Gene Ontology annotation, biological process: microtubule anchoring at centrosome.